UAACUUUCAGAGGCAAACAGGAAGAACUGUGGAGCGCUCGACUGCAUGGUUUCACUUUGACCCAAUGCUAACAGUACCUGGAAAUCUGCUGACUACUCCCUGCAGUUGAUCAUGGACUUCGUGGAUCCCAUCCUGUCAGUUGCUGAAAGGAUCUACACGCUGGUGGAAAAUGUUAAGGCCAAUAAAAAGCGUUGCUCUCGUGUUGUGAAGCGCGUAAAGGCCUUGGAGGGCCUGGUAAAAUCAAUCAAACAGAGGGAUGCAGUCGAUCACUCUGCUGAGGUGGAGAACGCCCUGAGAGGUCUGUCAUUCACUCUCACAUCCGCUCAGGAGCUCAUUGAGAAAUACACUUCGGCAAACUUGGUGAAGCGUAUCCUGAAGUCAAGCAGCCAUGGAGAUGAAUUUAACAGCGUGAAUGAACGACUCAAUGAUGCCUUCUCAAGCCUGUCAUUAGCUCUGCAGUUAGAGCAUGGAAACGAAGUCUUCAAGGUGUUUGACCUGAUAUCCAGGCAGAAGGAAGAUGAAGUCGACAGCAAGGAAGAUGAUGCAGAAUUAAAGAGAAUGCUGAAGGAAUACGGGGAAUACGUGGAGACCAUGCAAAGAGAUCUUGAAGAUAUCAAAUCCAAUGUAAUAAAAAUCGUGGAGAUGUUGAAUAAGCCCAGAAUCCUAACCAUGGACAUCCGAAUAAUUAAACCAGAGGAACUGAAGAAUGUAGAAACAGAGCCAUUCAUGACUACAACAACCUCAAAGGUCUACAAAGGAGAAUUUGGUGGCUUCAUGGUGGCUAUCAAGAAAUACAGUGGAGCUACCAAUACAAAACCAAGGGAGAUAAAGUCCAUCUUCGAUAAGGAGGUUGACAACAUGAAACGGUUCGAAUCACCCAACAUCCUCCGCAUGUUUGGCAUCUGCAUCCAAGGGGAGAACACUUCAAAUCCGGAGUUCCUCGUCAUCAUGGAGUACUGCAAAAAUGGAAGCCUGCGAGAUUUUCUGAAUUCCAAACAUGAGCUGUUAUGGACCAGGAAGGCUUCCAUGUGUCUGGAUGCAGCACAGGGACUUUACCGGCUCCAUCUGUCUGAGGAAGUAAGCAAGCUUCAUAUGGGCAUCACCAGCAGCAAGUUCCUCGUGGACGAGAACUACAGAGUGAAGCUGGGAGGCUUAGAACUGGCCAAAACAGAGACCUCACUAAAAAGGACGGCUAAGGACAAAGAGAAAGAUAAAGACAUCAGCUCAGUGUGCUACUCUUCCCCUCAGCAGCUGGGCAACAUCAACCACACCUACAGCAAGGAGUGUGAGAUCUACAGUUUCGGUUUACAGUUGUUCCUGACUAAGGACACGAUCUUCAAAGACUGUGGCGGUGAUGAUAAUAUCAUUUAUAAAAAGGUGUUUGAGGAAAAAUAUCAGGAGCCUCUCCCUGCUGAUUGCCCUGAAUCGCUGGGAGAGCUGAUUACUGACUGCAGGGCUUAUGAAAGCUCCGAGAGGCCGUCUGCUGGAGUGUUGGUGGAUAAACUGCGAAGUGUGUUGGUACAGUUGGAGAAACGCUGAUCGCCUUCAUCUUUCCCACCGCCGUCACAAUGUCUUCAGCUAUCAUAUUCUGGGUUUUUUUUAUGAUCCUACACUACU
Cyprinodon variegatus (sheepshead minnow) is the source of this 1617-nucleotide messenger RNA. RefSeq names its product mixed lineage kinase domain-like (gene mlkl). The transcript has 11 exons. NCBI's taxonomy places the organism in Eukaryota, Metazoa, Chordata, Actinopteri, Cyprinodontiformes, Cyprinodontidae. Gene Ontology annotation, molecular function: protein kinase activity; ATP binding. The coding region runs from base 112 to 1539 and encodes 475 amino acids. Gene Ontology annotation, biological process: cell surface receptor signaling pathway; protein phosphorylation. The record is from RefSeq and is a predicted model, not a curated record.